UUGAUAAGACCAUCCAAUCAUUGAAUUGUCAUAUUGACAAAUUGUUAAAUAUAUCUGCCAAUAAUAAAUGAUCGAAUAUUCUGAUAACUAAUUAUCAAACACUUAUAUGAUAAGCAAAUGAUUAACAAAUAAAGGUGUCAAUGACUUUUGAUCGUAUCAAACUGUCGAUUAUUUUAUAAUAUUCUUAAUACGAUUAUAAUUAAGAAAAAAAACUCUAAAAUAAUGGAAGGGAUUUAUAUUUAUAUCCCUAAUCAUCUUCUACUGCAAAUUUUUAGUUGUAUGGACCCAGUAAAAUUAAUGAAAUUACGUUUAGUCAAUUCAGAUUGGAAAGCAUUUAUAGAAAAUGAAUGCAAAAUUUGGCGUCAAUUAGUUUGCUCAAGCACGGAAGUAAAACCAUGGAGGUAUCAAUUGAUUAAAUUGAAAUACCCAUCAAUGAGUUGUGAUUCUUAUGAUCAGUUGGAUGCUGAUGAGUUUAAGGAAUUAUUCAUAUCUUUCAUUGAAUGGCGCAAAGUAUAUAAAAGUGAUCAUUGUCAAAUUAACUGUAAGAUACCGGAAGUUCAAUUUUUGAAUUGGGAAAGUGGAAAUGAUGCUGUUAUUGAUUCAGUAGAUAAAUACAUAGCCAUUGCAUCACUUUCAGAACCCGUACGUAUUUUUCUGAUUGAUGUUGAUAGUAAUGAAUCGAUAGAAAAUCCUCUAGAAUUGACUUCAUAUUUUAAUGAAAUUAUCUUCAACGAUAUAUCAGACGUAUUUCACAUAAAGAUUUGGCGGCCUGCGGAAAAUAAACUAAUUCUGAUAAUAAAAUCGAACGACGAAGUGCUUAUUUUUGAUCUUAACGAAAAAAUAUUCAUGAGGACUCCUGAAUUAUUGGAGUACUACAAUGAAUGCGAUACAAUUAUAUGUCGUGGAUCAAAUGAUAUUUACUUUGGAUUCGAAAAUUUUGGAACUUCGCAGUUGGUAUUUGUGAAGUGCCAAUACGAUGCAAUUAAUCGCAAAAUAAAUAAUGAGCUAUUAUUAUACAUCGACGAUUAUUUAGCUCAACGAAUUACUGAGCGGUUUUUUCGAUUUGAAGACAUGGUCGUGAUCAACAAAGUAAUGAUAAUAGCUUAUCAAGUGCGGGCACAUAUGCGAGUCACCGUAAUAGAUUUUUCAGAGGUUGACAAGUUUCCACUCACCAUUGAUGUAAGCGAUAAAGCGUACACCAGAAAAAUAUUUGGAAAAAUUGAUAUGUUCUAUAGUAAUUUAAUAUUUAUUUAUACGGCACUUCCCGUUGCGAUAAAUAAAAAUAAUGUUUCGGAGCUUCUUACUGGUGUAGCUAAAAAUUUUUUCCUGGAUGAAUUUUCGCGCUUGAAAUUAUUGGAGACGAAAGCCGCUUAUCCAGACGGAGUUACGGAAAUUACUAUCAUUAAAUUCCAUUUAAACAAUUUAUACUUGAUUACGAAAAAAGGACAAUUGUUAAUUUACAAAUUAAAGAAUUUUGAACAUCUAAAAUAUCUUGAUUUUGAUAGACUAACACCGAAGGUCAUUGAUUUGAAGAGUCGAGGAUCUGUUAAAGAUAUAUUCUUUCUUGAACUACGUGAAAAGCCAAUUAUUGUAAUCGCACGGAAAUACUCACCAAUAAUACUUUUAUAUUUUCAUUAAUUAUUAGAGAUUUUAAAAAUUUUUAAUUAAAAAAAUGAUACAACUAAUUAAACAAAGUUCAAAAAAUUCUAAAUAUCAUCUUUAAAUGCUGGAGUAUUAUAUUAUUAUGGACCGUGGAACUAAACGAUUAACCGAUGCUCUCUAAUAAUGCAAGUUGAUUACAAACGAAACUUAGUAGUAAUUAUUUGAUAGGGCAUACCACCUUCUUUUUG
Messenger RNA from Cotesia glomerata, 1850 nucleotides. RefSeq lists its product as uncharacterized. The coding region runs from base 223 to 1638 and encodes 471 amino acids. NCBI's taxonomy places the organism in Eukaryota, Metazoa, Arthropoda, Insecta, Hymenoptera, Braconidae. Gene Ontology annotation, molecular function: protein binding. The transcript has 7 exons. The record is from RefSeq and is a predicted model, not a curated record.